Molecule: messenger RNA, 894 nt
Organism: Pipistrellus nathusii (Nathusius's pipistrelle)
Lineage: Eukaryota; Metazoa; Chordata; Mammalia; Chiroptera; Vespertilionidae
Source: the annotation of a GenBank genome assembly
AUGGGGACCUCCCUGGACAUUAAGAUUAAGAGAGCGAACAAGGUCUAUCACGCCGGGGAGAUGCUUUCGGGCGUGGUGGUGGUCAGCGGGAAGGACCCCGUGCAGCACCAGGGCCUGUUCCUGACCGUGGAAGGCACCGUGAACCUGCAGCUCAGCGCCAAGAGCGUGGGCGUGUUCGAAGCUUUCUACAACUCCGUGAAGCCCAUCCAGAUCAUCAACAGCACCAUCGAGAUGGUGAAGCCCGGCAAGUUCCCCGGCGGCAGGACCGAGAUCCCCUUUGAGUUCCCGCUGCUCGUGAAGGGCAACAAGGUGCUGUACGAGACCUACCACGGCGUGUUCGUCAACAUCCAGUACACGCUGCGCUGCGACAUGAAGCGCUCGCUGCUGGCGAAGGACCUGAGCAAGACCUGCGAGUUCAUCGUGCACUCGGCGCCUCAGAAGGGGAAGCUGACUCCGAGCCCCGUGGACUUCACCAUCACACCCGAAACCCUACAGAACGUCAAAGAGAGAGCCCUGCUCCCCAAGUUCCUGGUCCGCGGGCACCUCACCUCCACCAACUGCGCCGUCACGCAGCCGCUCACGGGCGAGCUGGUGGUGGAGAGCUCGGAGGCCGCCGUGCGCAGCAUCGAGCUGCAGCUGGUGCGCGUGGAGACCUGCGGCUGUGCGGAAGGCUACGCCCGGGACGCCACGGAGAUUCAGAACAUCCAGAUCGCCGACGGGGACGUCUGCCGGGGCCUCUCAGUGCCCAUCUACAUGGUCUUCCCCCGGCUGUUCACCUGCCCCACGCUGGAGACCACCAACUUCAAAGUGGAAUUUGAGGUGAACGUCGUGGUGCUGCUUCAGGGCGACCACCUCAUCACCGAGAACUUCCCGCUGAAGCUCUGCCGCAUGUAG